Messenger RNA from Orbicella faveolata, 1186 nucleotides. Its product is annotated as cytochrome b5 domain-containing protein 1-like. The record is from RefSeq and is a predicted model, not a curated record. NCBI's taxonomy places the organism in Eukaryota, Metazoa, Cnidaria, Anthozoa, Scleractinia, Merulinidae.
AUGAAACAGCGUUGUCGUGGUCAGCGUACGUAUUUCAAACAAGAGAUACUUCAUGUAUGUGUCAGAGUUCUUGCGCAAAGCGGUUGCCAAGACAAUGUUGCAACACUCGUAAUUCUUGACACCGUUGAAAGAGGAGAAAACGCUCGUAAAGCGCUCAAUAUGCCAGCUAUAACGUCAAAACGACCAAAAUAUUACACACCGAAUGAAGUCAAUAUCCACAACACCCUGAAGGAUCUAUGGGUAUCAUUUUUAGGCAAGGUCUACGACCUAACGCCGAUGUGUGAGAAACACGCAGGUGAUGUUCUUUUGAAGCCAAUUAUUGAAGCUGCAGGAAAAGACAUUACACAUUGGUUUGACAAGAAGACAAAAGAUAUCCGAACUCACAUUGACCCAGUAACCAAGUGCAAAUUCUACUACACUCCAAGAGGAAGGUUCAUACACACUCCUCCUAAGUGUCCAAGAACAGACUGGGCAAAUGACUUUGGUCGGCCAUGGUGGAAAGAUGAUUCAUACUGCAUUGGUGUGCUUUCAGCUAAAACUAGAAGAGUCCGAAUUAUCAAUACACUCACCUCACAAGAACAAGCCAUUGAGGUUUGUUCUGAGGAAAUUCUUAGUGAAAUUCAAGACCGUUACCUUAAAUACAAUGCACAUGCUGCCAGCUAUACCUGGAAGUACAAUGGAAGAAACCUGGACAUGAACAAGACAUUAGAAGAAAAUGGAGUUCCCGAUGAGAGCGAAGAGUUCUAUAAACUGAGCAUGAAUGAUGAACAAUUUCUACCUGCCUUACACUUGUAUUUCAAUGAUGACUUAACAGAGGCAUAGACAGGAAAAAAAACCCCAGAAUAAUGCAUUUAUAUGGUGGUAGAAUAUUCUUGGACAAAGUUUUUGAGUGAAGGAAGGGUUGAUGUUUUGCUGUGUUGCAACGAGUCUGAAGUUGGUACAUGUAAUAGCAUUGUAAAUACAUGUAGAGUGUAAAUAGAAACUCAUUCCUUCAGUUGGUGUGUUAAAAAUUAACCAUUGGAAUUAAAUUUUGUUGCAGCAGCAUCAGAGGAUCAAGUUAAUAUUUAAUGUUGUAUGCAUCAAAAUGUUUCAGAAGUGUUUUUAUAAUGGUAUGUGCCUCUGAAAAAGAAAACAGCUGCCUUUUCCCACAGAGUUUGUUAAUAAAAUAUAUAUAUCAAAUAUGAAA